CUCUUCGGGGGCCACGCCCUCCGGGCCCUGGGGGCCUAGUGCGCGACGGUGGGGUGGAGCUAGCCUCGUGACCUUUUACCCCAACAUGGCUGCGCCCGUGGGACCGGUGAAGUUCUGGCGACCCGGUACAGAGGGGCCAGGUGUAAGCAUCUCUGAAGAGAGACAAAGUCUGGCUGAAAACUCUGGGACAACGGUUGUUUACAACCCUUAUGCUGCCCUUUCCAUAGAGCAGCAGAGGCAGAAGUUGCCGGUAUUCAAGCUUAGGAAUCAUAUUUUAUACUUGAUAGAAAAUUAUCAGACAGUGGUGAUUGUUGGUGAAACGGGAUGUGGGAAGAGCACACAGAUUCCGCAGUACCUUGCAGAAGCCGGCUGGACAGCUGAAGGAAGAGUGGUAGGAGUGACCCAGCCUCGAAGAGUGGCUGCUGUUACAGUUGCAGGGAGAGUAGCUGAAGAAAGGGGUGCAGUGCUGGGCCACGAGGUGGGCUACUGCAUCCGCUUUGAUGACUGCACCGACCCGCUGGCCACGAGAAUUAAGUUUCUUACUGAUGGAAUGCUGGUCAGGGAAAUGAUGGUUGAUCCGUUGUUAACAAAAUAUAGUGUCAUCAUGCUGGAUGAAGCCCACGAGAGGACCUUGUACACUGACAUUGCCAUUGGCUUGCUAAAAAAGAUUCAGAAAAAGCGAGGGGAUCUUCGAUUGAUUGUAGCUUCAGCCACUCUGGAUGCAGACAAAUUCCGGAAUUUCUUUAAUCAAAAUGAAACCAGUGAUCCAGCAAGGGAUACAUGUGUGAUCCUUACAGUGGAAGGGCGAACAUUUCCGGUGGAUAUCUUUUAUCUACAAAGUCCUGUUCCAGAUUAUAUCAAAUCAACUGUCGAAACUGUGGUGAAAAUUCACCAGACAGAGGGAGACGGAGACAUUUUAGCAUUUCUUACUGGCCAGGAAGAGGUAGAAACUGUUGUGUCGAUGCUCAUCGAGCAGGCUCGAGCACUAGCUCGCACUGGGAUGAAGAGACACCUCCGAGUUCUCCCCAUGUAUGCAGGACUGCCUUCCUUUGAGCAAAUGAAAGUGUUUGAAAGGGUGUCACGCAGUGUCAGAAAGGUGAUAGUGGCCACCAAUGUGGCAGAAACCUCUAUCACAAUCAGCGGCAUUGUGUAUGUGAUCGACUGUGGCUUUGUGAAACUCCGAGCCUACAAUCCCAGGACAGCUAUUGAAUGCUUGGUGGUGGUGCCAGUCUCCCAGGCAUCAGCUAAUCAGCGAGCAGGACGUGGUGGUCGUAGUCGCUCGGGAAAAUGUUAUCGCCUUUAUACAGAGGAAGCCUUUGACAAGUUGCCUCAGUCUACGAUUCCUGAGAUGCAGCGUAGUAAUUUGGCACCUGUCAUCCUGCAGCUGAAAGCACUAGGUAUUGACAACGUCCUCAGGUUCCACUUCAUGUCGCCCCCUCCAGCACAGUCAAUGGUUCAAGCCUUGGAGUUACUGUAUGCUCUGGGAGGUCUGGACAAAGACUGUCGCCUGACUGAACCGCUUGGCAUGAGAAUUGCAGAGUUUCCUUUGAAUCCCAUGUUUGCCAAAAUGCUGCUUGAAUCAGGAAACUUCGGCUGUUCUCAGGAAAUUCUAAGCAUCGCUGCCAUGAUGCAGAUCCAGAAUAUCUUUGUGGUCCCCCCAAACCAGAAGUCUCAGGCAAUUCGAGUGCACCGUAAAUUUGCUGUGGAGGAGGGCGACCACCUCACUAUGCUCAAUAUAUAUGAAGCAUUUAUCAAACACAAUAAGAACUCUCAAUGGUGUCAGGAACAUUUCCUGAAUUACAAGGGUCUUGUCAGAGCUGCGACUGUAAGAGAACAAUUGAAAAAGCUUCUUGUCAAGUUUCAAGUGCCCAAGAAGUCUAGUGAAGGUGACCCGGAUCCGGUUCUGAGGUGCAUUGUCUCCGGCUUCUUCGCCAAUGCAGCAAGGUUUCAUUCUACUGGAGCUUAUAGGACCAUCCGUGAUGACCAUGAGCUGCACAUACACCCUGCAUCAGUCCUCUAUGCAGAGAAGCCGCCUCGCUGGGUCAUCUAUAACGAAGUUAUACAAACCUCCAAGUAUUACAUGAGAGAUGUGACUGCCAUUGAAUCGGCCUGGCUGUUGGAGCUGGCUCCACACUUUUAUCAACAAGGAACGAGUCUCGCUCUGUCGCCCAGGCUGGAGUGCAAUGGCACGAUCAUGGCUCACUGCAAGCUCCGUUUCCCGGAUUCAAGCAAUUCUCCUGCCUUAGCCCCCAUGUAGCUGGGAUUACAGCACCUGUCUCUGAAAGCCAAAAGGGCCAAGGUCCAGGACCAGUGAGAGGAGCCCACAGCUACAGCUGCAGGGACUGCUGGCGUCCUCUCCUCCAUGCUGCUGCCCCUGGUCCCAGGUGGGGUGAGCUGGCACCAGCUCCUGUGGAAUGUUUGGUUGCUCUGAAGGGGGCUGCGGCCUGUUCAUUAGUCCUUUCUUCCUGCUGCCCACAGCAUUUGCAUCCUUGCUGGGAUCCUGGAGGACUUUGUGCAUGGGCAGGCAUCCUUCUGUGCUGCAGCGGGCAGAGUGGGAGUUGGCUCACUCAGCACGCUCACUAACCCAGCAUGCCACUUCCAGCAGGCACGCAGUCCUGGCCCAGCUCUAUGGGAAACAAGGAGGAAAGUUAGCCACUGAAGGCCAAAACACCAUGUGGGGUGGACAGAGGGUUUGCUGGGCUGGCUUUGCUUUCCCUGCUGGGGCCACGGCUGUGUUAACCAAUGAGGCCUGCUGCCAGGUGUGAACAAGCGUGUCUCUACGAAUGAACGAAACAUUGGGGAUCUCUGCCGAAACCACCAAAGGGCAUGUCUGAUGGGCACAGGGGCUCCCAAACCCAGUGGCUUCUGUCUGUCCUUAGCCCUUGUCCCUGUUUAUCUGCAGCCAGGAGACUUGCAGGGGAUUGGUGAUUGACGGAGAGGACUCGUGCGCAGUUUUGUGUUAGCGGAGGAUUUGUGUUUCACAAGUGGGCUUAGCGUCCUCUCAGAGUGUAGUGCCAGGUCCUGGUGCCACGGUAGCUGAGCACUCAGGAGAGUUCAUCAGCUCAGAUCCCACAGGGCCUCCUCUUUAGCAGGAAUUCACAACAGUUUGGAUGCCCUAAACUUCUGUAGCUCAGGAACAUCACUGGUGUAUUUGUUUUUUUGUUUGUUUGCUUGGGUUCUUGCAAGAGCGCGCGGGGGCGGUUCUUCCAGCAGGCACUGGUUUUGUUGCCCCAGGGCUGCUUUGCUGUGAUGAUGAUUGCAUUUCAACACAUGCCAGAUGCAGAUUUUUUCCCCCUUACUGUUUCAAUGACCUUUAUUUUAAAAACACAUAGCUUGAAAAUUUAUUUUUAUACCGAUAUUAGUUUGGAUGUGCCACUUUUGGCACCAAAUGUGUAUGUCAUUUUUAUUUCCAUUUUAUAAACAUGUAAAUAAUAGUGAUAACUUGUUAAUAAUAGUAAACCUUUAUACCUAAAGUAAAUGUCUUCCCUCCCACACCUGGUUUUCAUGUCUGUAUGAAAGAUGUUCUAAUGAAUCUUCCCUCCCACA
Pan troglodytes (chimpanzee) is the source of this 3546-nucleotide messenger RNA. It is a transcript of the gene DHX35, whose product is annotated as DEAH-box helicase 35. Bases 86 to 2257 code for a protein of 723 amino acids. Lineage: Eukaryota; Metazoa; Chordata; Mammalia; Primates; Hominidae. Gene Ontology annotation, molecular function: helicase activity; RNA binding. The transcript is spliced from 23 exons. Gene Ontology annotation, cellular component: catalytic step 2 spliceosome; intracellular anatomical structure. The record is from RefSeq and is a predicted model, not a curated record.